Messenger RNA from Linum trigynum, 6964 nucleotides. The record is from the annotation of a GenBank genome assembly. NCBI's taxonomy places the organism in Eukaryota, Viridiplantae, Streptophyta, Magnoliopsida, Malpighiales, Linaceae.
CAGAAAUUAAUAGAAAAGUUAUCUUCCUCCAAAUCCCUAAUUUUCUCCUCUCAAUCUCGUAUUCACCUCAACCUAGGCCGCCGGCAAGGUUGUCAACCCGCGGGUUGACCCACUUUGACCCUGACCCGAUGAGAAAAACGGGCCGCACACACCCGCCGGGUCGACCGCCAUAAGGUAUCGGGUUGGAGGUCAAAUUGUGUCAUUUUUUCUUUGUUUUGCGAAAUGCGCCUAUUUUUCGAUUUUUCUUUUCGCCUAACUCAAUCUUUAGAAUCAAUCUUUGGAAUCCUAAGUUGAACAUUUGAAUAUUAAUGUUAUAUAAGUCUGUGUGAAUUUUCACUAUAUGUUGAAUCUAAGUACGAAAUGUUAUUUUGGUGUAAUAUUAUAUGUUAUAACUCAUAUGUUAGAUGAGAUUUGAUAUAAUUUAUCAGGAUAAGUACAAUAUAAUGACGCUUUCCAUAUUUCCGGGUUAAACCGGGCUAAACCGGGUGACCCAUUAACCCUUGACCCACUAGCUCAACCGGGUCCGGGUCAACCCGCGGAUUGACAACCUUGGCCGCCGGCCAUUCUACUCUUUCUUCCCCAAAUUCUCUUCUAAAUCCCUAAUUCCUACCAAUUCUCAAUUAUCCAUCCAAAUCGAUAGAUCCCUAGAAAUAGGUUUCUAUCAGCACCCCUAGUCACUGGAUCCGCACUACGUGUCUCCUCUGAAGCUGGAUUUAGCCAUUAGUCACCGAAGGUCGGAUCGCCAUCGCUCCGUCGUCUGAUUCAUUGGCGUCAAAAGGCAUCAUCUUCCUCCGAGGCUGAACCUGGUCGCUGAAGCUCGCGUCGCUGUAGCUCGCGUCGCUGUCAUUUUGUACUCACAAUGCUAGCGCUGAAGGCACUAUCGACUUCCCGUCUCGGAAAUCGAUGGUUGAUUCCGGUGGGGGUUUUCCCCAUUUCCCCCUUCUCUGAACUGGCAGGAAGGUCAACAAGCUCAAGCUCUACAUGUUUAGUUGACUGUCUGAUUACAAAAUUCGAAUUCCCUGAAACCAAAGCCCUCUCCAUCGCUGCUCGAAUUCCCCGUCUCAAAUCUUCCCAAAAGCCCCUAGCUUUGUUCGCGUUCCUGCGAGGCCUAGGGUUCUCUCUUGACUGUAUUCAGUCUACUGUCUCUGGGGCUCCGCAGAUUCUCUUCGCUAGCGUUGACAAGAACCUUAAACCCAAGAUCGAGCUGUUUCAGAAAUUGGGUUUCGAGAGUCCUCGUCUUGUUAAGUUCCUCUCUAAGAAUGGUGUUGUGUUUGCUGCUAGUCUGGAGAAGAAGCUGCGUCCUCGAGUUCAUAUUUUGCUGGAAACUUUCCAUCAGAAGGAUGUGCUUAGGGCUAUUGAAAAAUGCAGUUGGCUUGCAUUUAUGUACCCAAAUUCUAGAUUGUUGUCGAACGUUGCUUUGUUGCAGGGCUGUGGCAUUGUUGGGUCUCAGCUCUCGAUGCUGUUGAAGAUGCAGCCUAGGUUGUUCAUUAGGACAGAUUGUCAAGUUAGAGACAUUGUUUCGAGGACGUUGGUUUUGGGGUUUUCAGCGGAAUCACGGAUGUUUAUAUAUGGGCUGUCUGCUGUUAGUGACUUCAGCGUGGCAACACUUGACCGGAAGUUUGCUGUAUUCGAGGGUUUUGGGUUUUCAAGGAGUGAAUGCAUUGCAAUGUUCAGAAGAUGUCCGACCGUGCUGGGUCGCUGUGAUGAGAAGUUAAGUUCUGGCGUGGAUUUCUUUUUGAACACCGUGAAUCUGACAAAGGAGAUGGUGGUCCGUAGUCCUGCACUGUUGAUGUAUAGCAUGGAGGGAAGAGUUAUUCCUCGAUAUCGAGUUUUGAAGACUAUGGAAUCAAAGUUUCUCUUCAAGAAGAAGCCAAGCUUUAGCUCUGUUAUGAGUCUUACAAAUGAAAGAUUCCUGGAAAAGUUCGUAUUCAUGUAUCCAGAACACGCAGAGGAACUAUUAAUUGUUUACAAUGGUCGCAAUGUGGAUUCCUCUGCAGAUGCAGCUUAUUCAUAGUUGUCAGUGAUUGAUUUCAUCCAGCCACCUCACCUGGAGACCUUGUUGCAAAUGCUUUUGAUGCGAAAGAUAUGUUGGUGAUUUGAAAUGUUGUUGAGGGUCCAUGGUUAUUAGAAGAAUGGAAUGGAAUUGCAGAUGUAAAGUGAUCAUCUUGGACAUUUUCUAUUCAUCUUGUGGCGAAGUUGACAGCAAGAAAACCUUUGUGGAGGCCAUCAGUAUUGCAAUGAUUUUAUCAACAAGUUUACUUACUCAUAUUGUCCAGAGGAUGAAAGGGAGUGGCUGCUGUAUAAUCUGGAUUAGUCUCGUGAGAAGAAAUGUAUGACCAAUCAGUCGACCACCUCCCCUUCCUUGUCUAUGUUUUCCCCCCUGUAACUGUAAGGUUUCUAACCACUUAUGGAUAGUACAAACUACAAAUUUGAGCUCAGAUGACAUGGUCAAUUAGGUUAAAAUUUUCUUAAUGCUGCAAUUUCUGAUGAUGUAUGGUAUUCAUUCAAACAUUUCUUAUUGAAGCAAGCUUGUUGAGUAUGUUAUUUCUUGCUAGUGUCACGACCAGAUGUUUGCUUCUUUCGAACUCUGGAUCCCCAUUUGUGCACUUAGCUCAUCCAAUCCAACCUGGUAUCAACUUGUGUAUAGGUGUCAGUGGUUUGAUCUGAUCCAGAUACUUCACCUGGAUGAGGCUCCAAGCUUGUUGCCAAAGCUUUUGAUGUAAGGUAUUGCGAUUUGAAAUGUUGGGCAUUUCCUAUUUCAUGGUCCUGUAACAUUAGUACAUCGAACUAAGAAAAACAAUGUGUGUUCUUGGUAUUAUGAUUGGGUUGUCAAUGAUGAUUGACUGGGUGCUAGAAACUAAUUUGAUCAUGCGGCGAAGAUGACAGCAAAAAAACUUUUGUCGAUGCCCAUCAAUAUUGUUGAUACAAUGAUUUUGUGACCAGACUGCCACCCACUUCAACAUUCUUUGCCUGACCUUAUUCCUGGUAGGUGUUUUAGUAGAGGAGAAAGUCGAUAAAGAAAUAUACUGAAACAAGCAUGCCAAAGAAAUCGGAUUCUGUGCAUGCUGCUACGAAAGAAUUCUUGGAGAAAGCUGCCUGUGAGAUCGUUGGAGCGUAAGCAGGCAGCUUCAGUGGACCCAUACAAAUUGACAGUGGCACAACCGAUGAGGAAGAAGCACCUGGGGACUAAUUUCAUCAUAUGUUCUGGUAAACAUCUGCGAAUUCUCUUAGCAAGACCUCAUGUUGUUCAGCUAUACUCCUUGGUUGUUUGAACUUCUUGUGGUUUAUGGUGAAUGUAAGUGUCAAAUUGGUUUGAAACUUUUGAAUAUUUCAGACUUAUGGGAAAUCCAGCCAAAGUGGAAGAAUCCAAUAUCUUUCCAUCUUUAUGUUUCUCUGUGUUUGUCAGAGAUGCUCUCUGUUUGAUAUCUGAUGAUUAAAUUCCACAAAGAGAGGGAACACCACACGGAAUAUUUGCUUAGGGCUUCUCUUUAUAGCAAGCUUGUAAAAAACUUAUGCAUGUGAUGUGCUUUGAGAUACAUUCCGAAACUUACACGGGGAGCACGUGUCGGAACUCGGAAGCAUUGCCUCUUCAGGAUUAAUAACAUCAAAAUCGGUGAUAACGAUUAUUAGAAUUGGUGUAGAAGCUAAUGUGGUUUAUCUACUAGUAGUGUCAAGUCAACUUGAGGCCUCAGAGCCCUGUAUGGUGAUUUAGGAGCCUUUGGUCUAUUUGCCCAUCUCCUUUCUGUACUUGGUCCUUCUGCGACAGCAAGUCAAGAGUCUAUUUGCCCAUACCCUUGCUUGAUAUUGCUCGACUUUCUGUUGCCAUUAACUGUUUAGCCAAACCUGGUCCUUAGCUGGUGUUUCUAACAUGUUCCAUGGUAUAUACACGUUUCUGGUGUAAUCUGGGCAGAAUUGAUAUGCUGGUAACACACUAACACUGGAGUUGACAAUUUCUGUCUUGUUCUUGUGUUGCUCAGCUCUUGAUAAGCAUAUGACAGUGUUGAUACUCGGUAUUAUCGUCUCAUGAUGGUGCUGCAGAAAGCAGUCGGAGGAUGACCGUCCUGAGAAACACUUUCGAGGUUCAACUGCCUGAGUGAUUGUGCCGUUUUGCGCAGUUUCCAUGCUCCUUGAUGGCUAGUUUUUCUGUUAUUUGCCUAUUUGUAGGGGAAAUGGCAUGGCAUGGCAUGGCAUGUGAAUACCCUUUCAACUAGAGAUAGCCCUCAUAUGCUUGGAAAUAUACACCAAUUUGAUGUGGCAGUAAAAAGGAAGAUUUCCCGGGUAAGGUUCGAUCAUUUGAAGUUGAUUUUGUUAUGCCUGUGGUCAACAUAUAAUGACUCCAUGUCAACUUAUUCGUCAUGCAGGAAAGCUCAGAACAGGGUAGCCCCGCGGCUCUAUUCGACAAAGUGCGCAAGAAGUUAUCCAAUAUGAGUAGCAACAUAGAAUGUUGCUAAAUAUCAAUGUUUAUGAAUCUGGUUGUGAUUUUUUUUUUUAGUUUGGUUGGUAAUCAUUUAUAUGCUUAUUACUAAAGUUCUAAUUGAUUUCUAGUAUGGGGUGUCAACGAUUUUCUCGUACGAGUAACGAUGUUCGUGAGUUGUGAAUUAGAUUACUUAAUAUGGUUAGUAACUACUUUGAGUGUGGUUCUGAAUGGCGUCAUUAAAAAGUUUGAACAUGCUACGUAACAAUGCGGAGCAGAGGUGAUACGGAUUUUUACGAUGUGAUUAGGAGAGAGAUUUUUGUGUUUAUUUAAAUUUGCAAAUUAUUUAAGGCGGAAAGUAGUAAACAAAAGGCCAAAAAUAGUCAUUGCAUACUAACAAUGGAGUACAACAAUACUAUUAUCCAAGUAUUGUGAAACCGUAUCAAAGGUUUUUUUUUAUGCAAAAGAUUAUUGUACUUUGAAAGAUCGGUUACAGAGGGGGAAAUAAAUAUAUUGAAUCUAAACCAAGAUCAUAGCAACUCAGGAAAACCGGUUGAAAUCAAACUGUGGUUGAAAGGUACAUCAAAGAUUAGCAAGGCAACAAAAUGACAUCAACCACCAAAACACAGUUAAGCUUUUGAACCAGACACAACUGACAACACACUCACAAGCUCUCUUUCUUCCAACCAAACAAAGGUGCAAUAAGAUCAGCAACAACUUGUCCAAUUACAGUGAAAUACAUGACAAUUGAGUACAACAAUGCCAUAUGUCCCCUCCUGUGGAUUGCUCAAAUACAACAAUUACAGUGAAUCUAAAAAAACGAGUAGAGAAUAACUUCACCAUAGACGAUGAGACCACCAGACUAGGGCAAUCAACCAUCACAAGGAGAGAAUCAAUGUUCCCAACCUGUAAUCUCCAGAUCCCAAGAUGAGCUAGCCCAUAACAGGAAACCCAAUAUAGAACGAAGAGCAACAACUAGACUAGAGAGUGAAAAAUGGAAGGCCACAACUAGGGGUGGGCGUUCGGUCGGUUCGGUUUGAACCGAACCGAACCAGGAUAUACCGAUUUUCCGAAAUCCUCAACCGAAUUCGAACCAAGUUGUAAUUCGGUUCGGUUCGACCGAACCGAAUUACAACUCGGUUCGGUUCGGUUUGAAGGGUCAGAACCGGAUUGCUACUGCUGCCCCCCGUUUUUGCCUGCUGCCUUUUUUUUGGUGAACAAGGGCGCUAAAAGCACCUUCCAGAACCACCGCAUCUCUCCCAUACACCCAAACCCUCAUGUCUCUCCAUUUCUCCCUCUCUCUCCCCCCUCCAACAAAAGCAAUCGAUGUAGAUUAGAAAGCGACGGUGCUGCGGUGGAAUAUCCUCCGUCUCGUGACUCAUCGGUGAGCAAAAACAGCAGGCUGCGACGGCGGUAUCUCCUCCGACUCGCGACUCGUCGGCGAGCAGAAACAGCGGGCUGCGGCGGCGGUAUCUCCUCUGACUCGCGACUCGGCGGCGAACAGAAAGCAGCGGUGCUGCGGUGGUAUCUCCUCCGUCUCACGACUCACCGGCAACCGCGAUUGAUGCAGAAGCUAGAAUACAACGCAACGGCAGGCGGGUAUGACGAUUGAAUGUUAGAGGUCAGUAUGGUUGUAGAUUCAAGCAUGCAUGUCGUUUUUCUGUUUGAUUUUCACCUUCGAGUUUCAGUAGCAUCGUCGCUCUUUUCGAUUCAGGAGUAGAAAGCUUGGAUUUUGGAGAAGAAAGUUCUGAUUUUCAAUAUUGAUUUGAUGCAUUUGGGGUUUUAUAUUUGGAUUUGGGUUUUUUUUUAUCUCAGGGAGGAGAAGGGAGCGGAGAGAGGGGAAAUGGCAUCGAAAUCUAGUGGCCGGCGAGGAGGAGUUGGCGGCAAAGCCAGCGGAUGAGAGGAGGAUUCGGCGGACGGCGAUGAUGAUGGAUGGUCGUUGGCGGCUUGUGUCAAGGAUUUGGUGUUCUUUGUUAGGGUUAGGUUAGCAGUAGGGAUGGAGAAGUUGUGGGCUUAAGGGAUUAAUUUUGGGCUUUGUUUGAUUUGGGUUGUGAGGGAUUUGUGUUUUAUUUGGGCUGUGAAAGAAUUGGGCUUUGUGAGAGGUUGAGUGGUCAGUUGGGUUGUAGUAUUGUGGGUUAAAUUUUUUGUUCGGUUUCUCGGUUCGGUUGUUCGGAAUUCGGUUUCGGUCUGCAUACACCUGGUUUCCGAAACAAAGGGUUUUGGCUUCCGAAUUCCGAACCGAACAACAAUAAUUCGGUUUCGGUUCGGUGUAAUUCGGUUUCGGUUCGGUUCGGUUCGGGUUUACCGAACCGGAUGCCCACCCCUAGCCACAACGACUGGAGAAAGAGAAUCAAAAUGAAAAGUUCGAGGAAAAAUCGCCAAACGCCAAGGCAAGAAAAGCGAGAACAAGAAAAACACAAAUAAAGCGAAAGGAGAAGGAAGUGAGCUGUCACCGAUCACUCAAAGAGAGCCAGCGACAGCCCCUGAAGGCGGAAGAGUGGAGCUGGAGUUAAAAAGAAGGGAGAACAAAAAUUAAAAUUUAAGGAUGCG